GUUGUGGGUGGGAGGGGUGAACACUGUGUUCUCAUAGUUAAAGCAAAACCAGCAGUUGAAAGAACUUCAUUGGGGAAAACCCAGGAACUGUUCAGCGAGUUGAACAGAAGUGUCUUGCAGGAACCUGCACCCAGAGCCUCUUGAACCAGCAUGGCCGGCCCUCAGGACAAAACUCUGCGGAUCGUUCUGGUGGGAAGAACUGGAAGUGGGAAGAGUGCAACGGCAAACACCAUCCUGGGGGAAAGAGUAUUUGUUUCUGAAACUUCUUCCCAGUCUGUUACCAAGGACUGUCAGCGAGCACGCAGGGCCUGGGAGGGGAGGAAGCUUCUUGUUGUGGACACCCCCGGGCUCUUUGACACCAAGGAGACACUGUCGACCACCUGUCAGGAAAUCAGUCAGUGUGUCCUCUACUCCAGCCCCGGGCCUCACGCCAUCAUCCUGGUUGUACAGCUGGGUCGCCUCACAGAUGAGGAGCGCAAAACACUUGACUUGAUCAAGGCCGUCUUUGGGGAGCCUGCUAUGAAGCACAUGAUUAUCUUGUUCACUCGCAAAGACCAAUUGGACGGUCAGGAUCUCAGUACGUUUAUAGCAAAGGCAGACAAGCACCUAAAAGACAUCAUCACAGAGUGUGACUUACGCUGCUGUGCCUUCAAUAGCAAAGAUGCAGACGAGGCUGAGAAGGAAGCUCAAGUGCAGGAGCUGGUGGGGCUGAUUGAGGCAAUGGUGCAGGAGAAUGGAGGGGCUCACUUUUCGGAUCCCAUCUACAAGUACACGGAGGAAACGUGGAAACGUGUUGAAGAGGCACUGGACAAAAUCUCUGCUGAACGAGCAGCUGAGGAAAAAUGGGUAAAAGAGAAAUAUGAUCAAGGAAAGAUAUCAAAGCAACAAAUGGAGAAAGAAAUGGCAUCCAUAAAGGAGAAAUACGAAAAGAAACUGAAAUCUGUAAAGGAAGAAGGUGAAGAAAAUAUACUUAGAGGUAUUUCCAAACAGAUUUCGAGUAUUCUUUCAAAUAUAUGGCAUAAGUUGUGGAACUGAUGCAAAUUUUAUUUUUCCUUCUUAAUUACUGUGAUUUGUCAAUGUGGUAGAUUGCAUUUUCCAAAGAUGGCUAUAAUGAUAUCCGCUACCCCAGCUCUGCUUCUUGUACUCUGUGCUGUUGCUCCUUCUGUUGUGUUAUGACAACUCUGUUCCCCCUCCUUGAAAUUCCAUGGACUCUGUGACUGCUUUGAUGAGUAGUGGCUGGACUGACUUCUGAAGUUAGACAGGGACAGUGCUGCCUUGCUCUCUGCAGUACGCACACUUAGAAGGUGGCCCCCGUGCUGUGAGGAAGCCCACGUUGCCCAUUGAGAGGCCCCAGGAAGAGGACUGGAAUCCUGGCCCCAACUUCUGCCUGCUCUUCCAUCUGCCAGUGGGACCACCUGCCAGCCGUGCAGGUGUGGGCACAGGGCAGUGGGCUCUCCAGCUGCCAGCAGAGCUGCCUCAGGGGAAGCUGCAGAGAGCAAAGCUGGGCCAUCCCCACCACGUCCCACCCAGUUUGUAGAUUCAUGAGAAAAAUAAAUGAUGCUGUUUCAAACCAC
Phyllostomus discolor (pale spear-nosed bat) is the source of this 1574-nucleotide messenger RNA. Its product is annotated as GTPase IMAP family member 7-like. Bases 151 to 1035 code for a protein of 294 amino acids. Gene Ontology annotation, molecular function: GTP binding. The record is from RefSeq and is a predicted model, not a curated record. The transcript is spliced from 2 exons. NCBI's taxonomy places the organism in Eukaryota, Metazoa, Chordata, Mammalia, Chiroptera, Phyllostomidae.